ACCUGGAUGCCAAGAUCUCCUCCAAACACCUCACCACCCUCAAGUCCACCUACCUCAAGCUGCGUUUCCUCAUCGACGUGGGCGUCAAGUUCGUGGGGCACGGGCUGCAGAAGGAUUUCCGAGUCAUCAACCUGCUGGUGUUAAAGGAGCAGGUGAUUGACACAGUGUACCUGUUUCACAUGCCCCGGAAGAGAAUGAUCUCCCUGCGCUUCCUUGCCUGGUACUUCCUGGAUCUGAAGAUUCAGAGCGAGACUCACGACAGCACUGAGGAUGCUCGCACAGCUCUGCAGCUCUACAGGAAGUACCUGGCGCUGAGCAGCAAGGGCAGCAGGCCGGAGGAGUUUCGCAAGGUGCUGAAAGGGCUGUACGAGAAGGGGAGGAAGAUCGACUGGAAGGUACCGGACUGCGAGGGGGGAGAGAACCAGAACAGUCCCAAGAAUACUGCCGUGUUCCCCUCUGUGAUGGGAAUGUGAGACCUGAAACUAGCAGGGGGACGUCCCAGAAACUGAGAGAACGACAUUUUAAAAUGGAUUUAUUCACCCAGAAACAUGACAAAGAGCAUUGCUGUGACCCAGCUGUUUACCAUGUGUAACUCCCUCCCAUUAAAACCACAGAGAGCAGUGUGCAUUGGCAUUAUGAACUCACUCAGAAUACGCCCAACUCAGAAUACGCCCCCGUAUUGUGGCUGGUUUGAAUGCCUGUGUGUCACGAUGACACACACAGGUAUGCAAAACCAAAGACCUGGCCUGUAGCAGAACUGCAACAAGCAAUUCUCCACCAAAUGCGUUUGUAUUGUAAGUAUUGAGUUGAUCACAGUGUCACACUGAAAGCUGCUAAAAUAAUACAUCUUACUGCCGCGUCUUCACUGUAUUGGUUUCACAUGAACAGUUUUCAAAGAAGCAUUUGCAGUUUCGUUGUGGAGUAAACCAGUUUGCAUGCCUCACUGAGAGCUAGUCUGUACACUUGCAUUUCCCAAGAUCCUCCCUGUCAUUCUUACCAAGACAUGCAAAGUGGACUUUUCAAAUAAAACAAAUAUGUUUGCUUUAGUGUUUGCUUCUUUCAGAACUGCGCAAAUAAGAUCAGCAUCGCAAAUGGAAGUGCACGGCAAGAUUGAAUUAUUUUAAUAGUCGGAACCCCUUCAAAUAUAUUUUCCGUGCUGUAGAUUUAGUAUCAGUACCAGUAAGAGUUAUUCCGUCUUUUGCAUUUUACUUGUGCGGCAGACCCUGACUACCAGUAGGUGACCCAGUUGCUUCAUGUGGGUAAUUUAUUCAGAUCUAAUUCCGCUGUGCACACGAUGGACAGCAGUGCCAGACACACACUGCCAGUAUUAGCUGGCGCUGUCAGUGUCCACCUGUCCAAGCAGCGGCUCUGCUUUUGGGGAAAGGGUGUAUAUUCUUAGACAGAACGUGUAUAUAGGGGCCUAUUUGCACUCAAUAACAAGAAAAUACAAAUUGUGAAUAUGAUUUUUUGUGAAAUAUGUUGUUUAACUUUGUAACAUGUGCAACAAAAUAAACGAGUUUGUUAUUAUGUGUUUGUAUAUAUCUUUUUUUGUUUUUUCCUCGCAUCCUCACAUUUGUAUUCCUGUAUCCGGCCGCAGUCCACGUUUUCCAAGUGGUAUUGACAGAGGAUACAACGCGGAUGGGUUCACUAUAUUUCAUGAACGAGCAAAGCCAAAUAACCCAGAGGCUUGUUUUUCCCGGCUGACCUUGUGAGUAAAAUAAGCAGAGCGC
This is a messenger RNA of Polyodon spathula (Mississippi paddlefish), 1730 nucleotides long. Its product is annotated as PAN2-PAN3 deadenylation complex catalytic subunit PAN2-like. The record is from RefSeq and is a predicted model, not a curated record. Gene Ontology annotation, cellular component: PAN complex; P-body. The transcript is spliced from 4 exons. The coding region runs from base 180 to 473 and encodes 97 amino acids. Gene Ontology annotation, biological process: nuclear-transcribed mRNA poly(A) tail shortening. Lineage: Eukaryota; Metazoa; Chordata; Actinopteri; Acipenseriformes; Polyodontidae. Gene Ontology annotation, molecular function: nucleic acid binding.